GCAGCGACCUCAUCCCUCCACUCUCGCCGUAACAGCACAGACAAGCCCUAGGGUUUUAGCACUGCUCGAGCGCGCGCCCGGCGACGCAAACCCGCAGACAAACUUUCCGGCCAUGUCGGCGGCGGCAGCAGCUGCGGACACGUACUCCCCGGCCGCGGAGGCUGGGAGCAAGCGCCGGGAGAGGAGGGAGGAGCUGCGGCGCCACCUCGCCGAGGAUGCCGAUUGGCCCCGGGCCGACGGCCGCUCCUUGCACGACUGCCGCCCCGCAUUUAUGCAAACAGGGCCAACUACUGCUGCAUCAGGGUCUGCUUAUGCAGAAUUUGGGAAGACAAAGGUCAUUGUGUCAGUGUUUGGCCCAAGGGAGAGCAAGAAAGCAAUGCUGUACAGUGACACUGGUAGGCUCAAUUGCAGUGUGAGCUAUACAACAUUCGCCACUGGUAUACGUGGACAGGGGCUGGAAAACAAGGAGUACUCUGGAAUGCUUCACAAAGCCCUGGAAGGCGCAGUAAUGCUACAUACUUUUCCGAAGACAACUGUUGAUGUUUUUGCGUUGGUUCUUGAGUCUGGUGGCAGCGAUCUUCCCAUUAUAAUAUCUUGCGCUAGUCUUGCACUGGCAGAUGCUGGGAUUAUGAUGUAUGACCUUGUUACAUCAGUAUCCGUGUCCUGUUUAGGGAAGAACGUUAUCAUCGAUCCAACCUCAGACGAGGAGGCAUGGCAAGACGGAGGCCUCAUGGUAUCUUACAUGCCGGCCCGCAAGGAGAUUACACAACUUACGCUGACUGGGGAGUGGACUGAUGGCAAAAUCACCAAUGCAGUAGAGCUCUGUAUGGAUGCUUGCAGUAAGCUCUGCGAGAUAUUGCGGGAGCGCUUGAAAGACCCCGCGAGCUUGGCGAGCGAAUGACAUUUGAGCAGACACAUGUUUUCAGAUUCGCAACAGAUAUCCUUAGCUGUAGAGGUUUUGUAGGGAAGGAGGACAGGGCUGAUGUUUGGAGGAGCACAAUGUACAUGGCUGUGGUGAUUGUUUCUUUUGGCAAAAGAGCGGAUCGUUUAGCCGAGAGAAAAUCUUGUAGGUGUGCUAGCCAUGUCUUGCAGUAUGCAUUCGAAACCUUGAGACCUUUCGGAACUUUGUAUCAUUCUAUGGAUUGUUUAUGAUGUCAAAGCUAUUGCUUUGUAUUUUGGGCUGACAGCCUGGGACUGGGAUGCUAUAUAAUUCUGUGCUGCUGCUAUGUAGUA
Messenger RNA from Triticum dicoccoides, 1233 nucleotides. RefSeq names its product exosome complex component RRP41-like. Gene Ontology annotation, molecular function: RNA binding. The transcript has 7 exons. Gene Ontology annotation, biological process: rRNA catabolic process; nuclear mRNA surveillance; U4 snRNA 3'-end processing. The coding region runs from base 113 to 901 and encodes 262 amino acids. Lineage: Eukaryota; Viridiplantae; Streptophyta; Magnoliopsida; Poales; Poaceae. Gene Ontology annotation, cellular component: nuclear exosome (RNase complex); cytoplasmic exosome (RNase complex); nucleolus. The record is from RefSeq and is a predicted model, not a curated record.